AUGAGCUACGAGAGACGAGGUCAUUAUGGUGGUCGAAGACGGUACAGAGAUGAUUGGAAUAACCAGCGGCAUGAACCGGUGGAGACUCCGGACGAUAAACUGAAGUCUGCCAUUAUCAAGUUUGGUGAAGUGGACGCCAACGAAGAGCUGGUGAGGUUAGAAACUCAAAUCCGGGACCAUGUUCCACGGAAUAUCCCCCUUUUGUCGGAAGCCUUUAGGAUUAGCGUCACCGAACAACCUUACAAAAUCCCCCACUAUGCAACGCUUCUCCGUGUUCUCCACAACAAGGGCGACACGCCGACAGAAGACGAAGUCCCUUUGGGCCGUUUGAUUUUAGAGGAUUUCUGGAAAGGAUUCCAAGGUUAUGUGGAUAAACUUGCAUGGAGGGAAGUGCGCCUAUGUAUACAUUUCUUUGCGCAUCUCACAGUUGCGAAACUUAUUUCUGCUGAUUCUAUGUUGGCUUUGUUGCAAUCCUUUACCGCGGUGUUGGACGAAUUUGGUGUUUCAAAUGGAAGGGCGAAGCGGGCGGCUUUGUGUGCGGGAGAGGGUCUUCUCAUUGGAGGACCUGCUUUGAAAGCGCACUCUGCAAUCUCUUCGACAGAAAUCAUCAAUUCCAUUCAGCAGUACAACGACACCCUUUCUUCUGAGAAAUGGCUCGUGUCGCCCACGUUCACCCAGUCAGUGGAGAGUCCCCCUUUAGAAGGCUCUAUCGAGUUUCUCGACAUGCUUUUGACCACCCUGAGGGCGCUCGACGAGACCAACUUCGAAGAGACCAAAAACUGCCUCCCUCGACCAUACGAAAUCUAUCCUCCCUUUGACCCCUCUGUUCUCCGACCCUACGACCUUCCGAUUGUGCUGGUUCCACCCGAAGCCAUCGAACUCGAUGCCAUGUCGCCCGAUACUUCCGAGGGCGAAACCCUCGUCAAGAAAGAUGAAUGGCCCGAGUACUUCAUCCGAUUGUUCCCCAGCGACGUUUCUCCCGACUACACCAAUCCCAUCGGUUAUAUGAUUCGAACGGCCAUUUUGGAUAUUGUGGAUAUCUUUGAAGUCAACAGGAAGGAAUGUGCGCGUUUGCUUUUGGAGUACCCCAAGUGGAACCUUCCGGGAACGUUCAAGCCCAGGCCUGGUUCCACCGUCGCUGUUGAACCAGCUCCCGGGAAGGAUUGGCAGUUGGAGAGUACGAUCAUUGAGACCAUCCUAUCCACGUACCUCCUACUCCCCGAGUCUAACCGCAAAUCCAUCUACUAUAUCAGUUUGAUCACCGAAAUCUGCAAACUAUCCCCGUCGACGGUAGGACCGGCUGUUGGAAAGUCCAUACGCCGCCUGUACCACAACCUCGCGGAGGGACUGGACGUUGAAGCCGCCCGCAAGUUUGCGGAGUGGUUCGCGGUCCACAUGAGCAACUUUGGUUUCCAAUGGGUUUGGAAGGAAUGGAUACCCGACUUGGAGCUCACUGUUCAGCACCCCAAGCGUGCGUUUAUGAGGAGAGCUAUUGAGUUUGAGAUUCGGUUGGCGUAUCAUGAGCGCAUCUUCAAGACUCUCCCUGAACCGAUGCAGGGUCCGGAUGCGUAUGUUAUCCCAGCUGAGGGCCCCAGUCCUGCCUUCGAGUAUGAUGCCUCUCACCCUCACCAUGAUGCGGCCGAAGCUAUCCUCAACCUAUUCCGAGGCAGGGCCAAAGCAGAAGACGUCAUCUCCCAUCUCGACGAACUGCGAACCAAGCUCGAGUCGUCCGAAGAAGGUCACGUCAACGUCGACACGCUCGUACGUUCCAUCGCCGUCCAAUCACUCCUUCAAAUCGGAUCGCGGUCGUUCUCACAUUUGCUGAACGCAAUCGAGCGCUACCUCCCCCUCCUCCGCAACCUCGCGGGUGCGAGCGCCCCUGGAGCGACCACCACAGGCGCGACUGCUACCGCAGGCUCGAAUCCUGAAGCGCGGACUGAGAUCCUCUCCGCUGCUGCUGCGUUCUGGAAACAUAACCGCCAAAUGGUCGGGAUCGUGUUUGACAAGCUUAUGCAGUACCAGAUCGUCGAUCCUACCGAUAUCGUGGCUUGGACGUUCCUCAAUGGUGCCUCAGUAGGCCAGUUGAGUGAGCUUGGAGGACCGAUGAAUCUUAGUGCGUUUGAGUGGGAUUUGUUGCGGGCUGCCAUUGAUAAAGCAAAUGGACGGGUUGUUGCUGCCAGGCGGAGGGUUAUGCAGUUGAGGAAGGAGGCGGAUGAGAGGAGGGCGUUGAGUAAGGCUAAGGCGGAGAAUGGAAAUGAUAUGGACAUGGACGUCGAGAAUAAAGAAGAGGAGAAGGAUGACGAUCCACAGCUCGUCACGGCCCUCAAGGCUUAUUCGAGUCUCACAAAAGAGCAGAGAAUGGUUCUGUCGAGGACUUUGGAAGGGUUUGUGGAGAGUUUGGCUCCCGCACCUACCGCUCGUAAUCCGAACCCUCAUGCCCGCACUGUCAUCGACGAGGCUGCUUGGGAGAACCGAGCCUCAUGGGGCAGGGACGAGUGGAACGCAUGGGAGACCUGGGGUUGGUACAAGCAAUUCUGCCGGGCGUACGCCCCAUACCUCCGGACAUAUGUCAACACACUCUACACGGUUUCACUUGCCAAAUUUGAGGGUGCGAAGGAUCCUGGCGCUGAUAUGUUGAAGAAGAUCUGGAACGUCGCGACUGGACAAGAAGCCUAG
Messenger RNA from Coprinopsis cinerea okayama7#130, 2676 nucleotides. Its product is annotated as cap binding protein 80-PB. Gene Ontology annotation, biological process: mRNA export from nucleus; nuclear-transcribed mRNA catabolic process, nonsense-mediated decay. Gene Ontology annotation, cellular component: nucleus; nuclear cap binding complex. NCBI's taxonomy places the organism in Eukaryota, Fungi, Basidiomycota, Agaricomycetes, Agaricales, Psathyrellaceae. Gene Ontology annotation, molecular function: mRNA binding; RNA cap binding. Bases 1 to 2676 code for a protein of 891 amino acids. The transcript is spliced from 12 exons. The record is from RefSeq and is a predicted model, not a curated record.